AUGUUGAGAGGUACCCUUAGACAAAGCAGGUUGGUCAGACCCACGUAUUUUCCAUUGAUAAGGUCCUUCUCCUCAUCGCUGAUUAAAUUCCAGGAGAGCUCCAAAUCAAAACCCGAAGAUGAGCCAAGGUCAGAAUCAAAAGAAGAGCCCAAAAGAAGGCCCUUGAGUAGAGUCGCAAUUGGAGGGUCGAAAGAUUCGUUAAAGCAAUUUAACAAGGGUAGUGGCUUGGAAUUUGCCACUUGGAAAGCAGUGGUACUCCUCCUCGUAGUAGGUGGAGUUGGUACAUACUUUUUCCAAAAGGAAAAGGCCAGACUACAACACCAUAGAGAAAUGGAACAAAACAGAAAGGUUGGAACCCCAUUAAUCGGUGGCCCAUUUAACUUGGUUGACACAAAUGGUAACCCUUUCACAGAGAAGAACCUUGUUGAUCCUAACGGAAAGAAGUUUUCGAUAUUGUAUUUUGGAUUCACUCAUUGUCCUGAUGUAUGCCCUGAAGAGCUUGACAAGUUGGGCGACAUGUUGGACAUCCUCAAAGAGAAUAAUGUUGAGAUCCAGCCAAUCUUUAUCACAUGCGAUCCAAAUAGAGACACCCCCAAAGUUGUAGACGUCUACUUGAAGGACUUCCACCCAGGCAUUAUUGGAUUGACAGGGGAAUAUGACGAGGUGAAGAAUGCUUGUAAAAAGUAUCGUGUUUAUUUCUCAACGCCACCAGAUGUUAAGCCGGGUCAAGAUUAUUUAGUUGACCACUCAAUCUUCUUUUACGUUUUGGAUCCCGAGGGAAACUUUGUUGAUGUUAUUGGAAGAGAAGCAUUAGCACCUGAGAGUGCCGAAAAAAUCACCGGGCUUUCUGAGGCAUAUAUCCCUAAAACGGAGAGAGAAGCCAAGCAGAGCGGAAUAUUUGGAUUCCUUUAUAAAUAG
Lodderomyces margitis is the source of this 918-nucleotide messenger RNA. It is a transcript of the gene SCO1, whose product is annotated as Cu-binding protein. The coding region runs from base 1 to 918 and encodes 305 amino acids. Gene Ontology annotation, molecular function: copper ion binding; copper chaperone activity. The transcript has a single exon. The record is from RefSeq and is a predicted model, not a curated record. Gene Ontology annotation, cellular component: mitochondrial inner membrane. Gene Ontology annotation, biological process: mitochondrial respiratory chain complex IV assembly; intracellular copper ion homeostasis. Lineage: Eukaryota; Fungi; Ascomycota; Pichiomycetes; Serinales; Debaryomycetaceae.